Molecule: messenger RNA, 432 nt
Organism: Melampsora larici-populina 98AG31
Lineage: Eukaryota; Fungi; Basidiomycota; Pucciniomycetes; Pucciniales; Melampsoraceae
Exons: 1
Coding region: 1-432 (143 amino acids)
Source: RefSeq, a predicted model, not a curated record
AUGUGCGCGUUAUUAUUUAGUAUAUGGCAGGAUGUCGAUCUUUAUGGUCCUCGAGCCUGGCUCAAAUUUAUCAAUCUCUCGACGGAGCACUCAGCUGUCCCUUCUCUGACCAAAUGCAUCAGUCUACACGAUGUUGGUGCCAUUGGUGAUACUUUGAUUCAGAUGGCAUCAAUGAACGCCAACAUCAUCAUCAUUGGAUAUCCGAACCUCGAUCAACUCAAAGUAUUUGAAUUGAACAUUUUAAAAAUGAUCUACAACUUUAAUUUUAGACGCCCGUCGGUCUCUAAUUUAGAAACUCUCGAAAAUGAUACAGAUGAUGAUACAGUGGAAGGUUCCGAUGAUGCGGAGGAAAACGAGGAGGAAAACCGUCAUGAUUUUAACGAGAUUUUGUCUGAAUGGCUUAACGGACUUAUCAGCUCUCAUUCUAGCUGA